AGAAUUCCUUGAGAUGGCUGGUCGUGGCUACAGUGGGGCACUCUGAAUGAAGCCUCAGUCAAGGUCUUAGUCAAGGGAGACGAGAGGCUUAUUGUCAUCUAAGACCUUCGGCUUUCACACUCAUGGGGUGGGUGGAGAACCUCCGGAGGUUUGGCCUUCAAGGAACCGUGGACCUUAACUCUGAGAGGAUUGGGCCGCUGGGAGCCGGUCAGCUCGGGGACCUCCUUGCUCACAACUCAACCGUCGAUGGGCUGGAUCUGCGAGACACCAUCCUUGGUGCCGUGGGGGCGACCCACAUCGCACGCAUGCUCCACACCAACACCACGCUGCAAACCCUUGACCUCGCGUCGAACGCGAUCGAAGACAGGGGAGCGACGGCUCUUGCCGAGGCGAUCAAGGUGAACAACACGUUGGUCAAGCUCGAGCUGCAGAGAAACGGGAUUAGCUCGGAGGGGGCGAGAUACAUUGCGGAUGCGCUAAGGCAGAACACGUCACUGCAGUAUCUGGGGUUUGCUUUCAAUGGAUUUGGUGAUGCGGGAGCGACACAUCUAGCUGAGGUUCUAGCUGGACAGAACACAACAUUGAAACAGCUCGAUCUCGGUUUCAAUGGUGUCUGUACUGAUGGAGCGAGGGCGUUGGCGUGCGGGCUGACAAAGAAUCACUGGCUUGAAACUUUGGAGUUAGGAUACAACGGCAUCACGGACGCUGGAGCGUUGGAGCUAGCGCGAGCCAUGCGAACUAACACAGUCUUGACAAGUCUUGGAGUACCGUCGAAUGGUAUAAGCGACGCAGGCGCUGCCGAACUUGCAAACGCGCUGAGGGACAACUGCACUUUGGUUCAAGUCGGGUUGAGUUCCAACAGCAUUGGUAAUAAAGGAGCGAAGGAAUUGGCGGAUGUAUUGAAUAUGAAUUAUGCGCUUGAAACUUUGUAUUUAGAAGAAAACGAUGUAGAUGAGGAUGGCGAGGGAGCUGUUGCUCUCCGCAAGGUAGUGAAAAACACGUUCAAGAUCAAAUGGUUCGAUCCGACGUCGCAGAUUGCGUUCGCGAUGGGUUUGCAUGAGCGUCUGGGGGUCAGGAGUUACGUUCAUCUUCUUGAUCAGCAUCUUGUACAGGAAAUUCUGCGAUACACCCAUGAUCGAGUCCGACGAGACAUUCAAUUUUAUCCUCGGAGUUGACAAUUCUCAACUUGUCAGCCUAGCGGGCGGUGAGCGAUCCGUCAUCUUGCAAGUGGACGACGAGCUUGGAAGAUGCUGGAGAGGAGAGGGAAACUGUAAUAUUUCUGUGAAAAACAAAGGCUCCUUGCAUGU
This is a messenger RNA of Guillardia theta CCMP2712, 1307 nucleotides long. RefSeq lists its product as hypothetical. Gene Ontology annotation, cellular component: cytosol; nucleus; perinuclear region of cytoplasm. The record is from RefSeq and is a predicted model, not a curated record. Bases 123 to 1175 code for a protein of 350 amino acids. The transcript is spliced from 14 exons. Lineage: Eukaryota; Cryptophyceae; Pyrenomonadales; Geminigeraceae. Gene Ontology annotation, molecular function: GTPase activator activity; small GTPase binding. Gene Ontology annotation, biological process: activation of GTPase activity; nucleocytoplasmic transport.